ACGAAAUCGGAGGCGCGCGCUAGAGCUCGGGAGUUCACUUCAGCUUGACAUUUCAGUUGUAGUGGAGGCAGUGUUAUGUGCGAGUGUUAGUGUCAGGAAUAGCCAUGCCAAAUUGUAUUUACCGUCUGCAGGCACCGCAACAGUGACCUGUACCGUGCGCGCCCAUACCCAGGAUGCCGGGGACCUUGACGCCCGUGGCCAGCGUACCUCCUCCUCCUCUUCCUCUUCCUCCUCCUCCUCCUCCUCCUGCUCCUGCUCCUCCGGCCCGACCGCACCGCCAUGCUGGAAGCGCCCUCGCCAUUGUGUAGACACACGCCCAAGCCUGCACCUCCGGCGCGUGGCGUCGGGUAGAGUCCCUGCCGCCGCCCAGACGUCCUUAUCCGGAAGGGGCGUCCUCCUGCGGUGCCCCUCGAACUCUUCCGUUCUAGAAUUGCUGUUGUUAUCGUUGCUGUCAUAGUGAAGGUUGUGGUUGUCCAGUGACUGCAAGUGAGAGAGAGAGAGAAAUAGAGGGAGAGAGUGAGAGAAAGAGAGAGAGAGAGAGUGAGCGAGGGCGGCAGCAGGGUGACGGGGCACAAAGAGGGCUGCGGUGGUGCUGGUUCGGCGGAGGCCCUCCCCCUCACCACCUACGGGCGCCCCCCCCGUCGUGAUGAAGGGCAGGAAGCGAGGCAAAGACCCCCCCACCACCUAGCAUUGAACAUGGAGGUGGCGGAGGGCGGGGGACGAGACUCCCCCGAGGGCGGCGCCCAACAACUGGAACAGCUGGAGAGGAUCAUCACCACCUUGGAAGCUCGACGAGCAGCCAGCUGCGACCUCAGUGACGGGAUGCCCACGCCCAUCUCCCCACGCGCCCUCACGCCCACCUCCGCCCUGAGCCGUCACUUCAACUUCUGGCGGGAGGUGUCGCCCCAGCUCUCCUACAUCGAUGGAGGGAGCUCCUGUGGCGGCGCCUCCUACGGCCGCAGCGUCUCUUGGAACCUGGCUGAGCUGUCGGGCGACGCCAUGCCCAGAAGCCCCUACCCGGACUACCACUCCUCAGCCGACCCUCUCAAGAUCACCUCCCCACAGGACCUCCACGCACCUUCCCUGCCGGCUCUGGCGCCCAUCACAAGGUUCGCCUCCGACUCCCUCUACUCCCCGACCCGCCCCACCACCAUCGCCCACUCCGUCGUCCAGGUGGAGAAGGGCGACGUCAAGACGAAGAUCCAGAAGCGCCUGAACUUCGGCGAGACGCUCGACCUCCACACCAACAUCUACACUCCCGCAGAUGAAUGCACCGGCAUGGCGAGCACUCUGGAAGCCGCCGUGGCCAGCAGUACGGCCAACGGCUGCGGCUCUUCGACCUCCCUCGAGAGACGCUGGACAGAGGAGGAGUGCAGCGGAGGAGGACCUCCGCUGGUGCGAAGGAAGUCCCUGGACUCGCAGAGCCAGUACUCCUACUACAUGGACAAGGAUUUACGCUACUACUUCCAACACCCUUGGCUGAGGCUUAUCGUGGCCUACCUAAAUAUCUUCUGUAACUUCCUCCUCUUUGCUGAAGAUCCAGUCUCACACUCUCAUGCAGAAUCGAACAUCCCUGUUGUUGGCAACGUCUUCAGCUUCGUCUCGACCAAGUAUCCGGACGAGUGGUACUGGAGGAUGAUCAAGGUCAUCAUGUGGUUGAUUGCGAUCCUUUGCGGGAUGCUGGUCGGGAAAGUCCUCAUUCACGGCCUCAUCUUCAAGAAAGUCCUCAGGCUGAAGAUGUUCAGAGAUGAACAGGGUUCCUGGAUGACCAUGUUCCUAACGGUGAUCGUGUCUCUCUACAUGUUCUCCUACGUUUACAACCUCAUCCUCCUGAUAGGUCACAGUGAGCACUGCAGGUGGCAGAUAGGGUCAGAUAUGGGGGUCACCAACGAAAGCAUGAUGAAGGCGGCCGCUACUUGCACGUGGCUGGGCGACUUGGUCACGGCUCUCAUGGUGACCGAUAUGAUGCUACAGGACAACCUCUAUCCUCACUGGGCCACGGGAUUUCGCCGCCUCUACCGCCUCUCCAACGUCCCUCGGAUCCUCAUCUUCUGGUGCGGCUCCAUCGUCGUGGCCAUCGUCGUCAUCUUCCUCAUCGUCUCGGAUUACAUCUCGUGGGAUCAGCUCAACAAGGGCUUCGUCGAAACCACAGAGCUGUCGCGCGCCUUCCUAGCGUCCUUCAUCCUGGUGAUGGACCUCCUGAUCGUGAUGCAGGAUUGGGACUUCCCUCACUUUACCUCAACCAUCGACGUCAACUUGCCCGGCUUCUCCACGCACACCCUCCACUGGAAAUACGCCCGCACCUCCAUCACGGGCAAGUGGUUCAACUACGGCAUCAUAUUCCUCGUCAUGAUCUUCGACCUCAACAUGUGGAAGAACCAGAUCUUCUAUACGCCAGGACCUUAUGGACAGUACAUAGACCCGCAGAGCAGGAAGGUGUUCUCGGUGGAGGACCCCAAGUUCGUGAACGAAAUGAACGAAACGAUGUGGACCUGGGAGGCCCGGUCGGAGAUCAACGUCACGACUGGACGCCCAUACAGAACCCAGGACAUGUUCAUGUACUCCCGCUUCAUGGACUACAGCCUGCCCGUGAAGUGCACGGCCUUCAUCCCGAGUAUCUUGGGGUUCGUCAUGCUCUUCACUCUGAUCUCACUCUACGGUCGCUUCGAACCCAACAAGGACGGGACUUACGGAGGCCGCCUGAAGAAGAAGAGAAGGUCCUCGUGGCGUCGUGAGAGGAGGUCCACCUCUGACCACUACUAUCGCGACCUCUCCGCGCAGAGUCACAGGGAGAGGAAGUCGCUGAAAAUGUCACUCAAGAUCAUUAAGUGUUCCGGCAAAUCGAACAAAACAACCAACUUAUAACAAUGGCUCACUGCCUGUCUUGGUUCUUGAAAAAGUUACCGCUCCAGCAUCAUCAUCGCACUGACUGGUCCAGUGAAGCGAAACCUAAGGAAUUGCUUCGAUCAAGAGUUCCAACCAAUGUUGGCGUCUGGUGGUUUAUAUUGUGUUUGUUGUCAGUGGUGUUCUUAAGCAGGUUACGGAAUCUUCAGACGAACUUUGUUCACAGUGGGUAUUACAAAGGUUUUGAUCCAGCACCUAAUCCUUUAUAAAUUAGGAUCUGGAUCUGGUUUUAUAGGAAGGGUCAGAAAAGCAAGUGGAAUGAAAGUCUGGAUCUGGUUUUAUAGGAAGAGUCAGAAAAGUAAGUGGAAUGAAAGUCUGGAUCUGGUUUUAUAGGAGAAGUCAGAAAAGUAAGUGGAAUGAAAGUCAUAUACUGAGCACCAGAGCAGUAAAAACUUUGAAUACUGUAGAUCAUUCCUGAAAGUUAAGAAAGUAUAGCUCUGAUAUGAUUCCCUUUCUGAUGAGAAGACUAACGUGGACCAGGAGUUUACUUACGAUGCCUCAGAGUAUAUAUAUAUUUCAGCAUGAAACAAUUUUCCUCUUUAUUUAUUAUAUAUGCUGGUCUGUGUGAUGUUGAUUUUCAAACUGUUCAUCAAGAUCCCUAGAUUGAUAGAGUAUAUAAAUGCAGCAGGAGAAUAAUUCCUUUCUUCAUUUAUUGAGAACAUUUGGCCAGUCUUCCUUUGCUAAGAGCCAAGACAUCAUCAUAACAACAUUUUAAGCAGUGACCUGGUUUAGUGGCAGCAGUGUAUUAUUAGAUAUAAACAUAUAAAUAUAUAUAAAUAUAUAUAUUUUCAUUAUACUUUUUCAUACAAUAGACAAAGACUUUUUUGCAAGUGGAAGGGACUCCUCUUAGGGGAAACAAGGAUUGCUGUGACAGAAUCUUAUCACUACAACUAUUAUAGACCUCUCACGUCACCACUUUCCCCGGCAGUAGACCCUCUUUGAGAUGGUCGUCUUCUUGAUCUUUCUUAUUCUAAGCAAAGCUUAGGUACUAAUCUCAGCUUGCUACAUCUCUCCCAUAGAAGAGGAUUUAAUAGAUAGAAUGAUUUUUUUCUUCAUACUUUCUGCAAUCCUUAUAGCUGAUGGUAUGUCAAGACUUCACAACUGUCAAAUGGGACGAUUUUCCAGUUCUCAUGGCCCAGUAUGCAAGACCACAGAAAGUUAGUUUCGUCGACAGAUCCAUUUCUUAGAAAAACAAGCCAACUCAUUCCAUAGACUGAUAAGGAUAGUUCCCCUUAUCAGUGCCCAUACGUUGCCAUGCAUGAAAGGUACGCACUGUAUAAUAUACAAUAUACAGUGCCGCACUUCCUCCCCUCUAAGUCUCAUGCCAGAGCCAGUGACCCUUCUAUGAUACUUGCAGUGAAAGUGAUACAGGAUCCACAGUUUUUAUAUAUGCUCCCUCUCGAGACAAAAAGUUUGUAGCUACUGUAUUUUCAAAUAUGCCUGAAAAUAUUUCCUGGUUUACCACCUUUUGUAGUAGGCUAUUUUAGAUAUACCUUGUUCCUCAAAAUUGCCUGCUUCUAUCAUUAGCAUUUUGCAUAAAAGUUUUUUAUUAGAAUUUCAAGGUACAUUUUUAGGUGAGACUUUUAUAUUUCAUGUGGGGACUGUCCAGUGGUGGAAAGUGACUCUAAAUGUAUCAUUGCGAUGUUUCGUUGCAAGCAGCUUUAUGUAGGAUCGAAAUACUUUGUCAAUGUUGGUUAUCAGAGUUUUAACAUACAGUAUUGGAUUAGUUCAACUAAUGCGUUAUCAACCAUCAUAGAUAAGACUUGAUGAUGAAUCUUUUUCGUCAAAAUGAACUGUAAUCUUGACUGCUCGUCUAUCAGCAGUUAUUUAGAUGCUAUGUAUUUUCUGUUUUAAAUAAUAAGUAAAGCAUGGAAAUUGAUAAGAUCAACAAGCGUUUUCUUCAAAAAUGCUGUAGAAGAGGGGAUUAUUAAUGCUAUGCUAUAUUGAACCAAAGUCAAAAUUGUACUCGACAUCAGAUUCAGAGGGAAUUGUUGUUGCCUUCGUAAAUAGAGAUAUGAGAACAUGCAAGAAAACACGAAAACAAAAAAGGAGCAGAAAAAAGAAAUUUCCGGCACUUCUGUUGUGAUUACAUAAAGAUACAGUAAUAAGAGCUGCAGGAAAGUAAAGUGACUGAAAGAAGCGCAAAUGAGGCAUACCCUUACUUUUCCUACAGUAAGUUUUAGAUUCCUGCAUUAGAGUUUAUUAUGUGAAAGGAUGAGAUACUCCGGAGAAAUAAGAUCCACACGUAACAGGAUUUUGCCUAUGAACUGCAAUGGCAGAGAUUGUGCCUCAUUGAAUAAUCUCAAAGCUGCUGCUGCUUUCCAUAUAUGAGAAUAUUCCGUGUAAAUACUCAAGAGGUACGGCAGUCACUUCUUUGAUAUUUUGUAACUGAAAAUGGAUGCCUUUUAAACCAACUGGCAAUUUAGUUUUACUCCAGCCACAGAGCACUCCAUGUACAGCAUUUAAAAAAUGUGAUUUACACAUAACUGUAAAGUUUUAUGAUACAGUAUAGUUUUACCAUAGGUCUGUAGCCUAAGUGAAUGACUGACGAGAACUGAGUAAGGUGAAAAAUGAGAUUUUUGAACUGAUAAUAGAGAUAAUUAUGACGACUCGAAUCUGUAUACUUUAUUUCGAACAAUGCACAAUUUGGUAAUGUUAAGAUACCGACGAUUAGCUUUCUAAGAUACUGAAAAUUCCAUUAAAACAUCUUAUCAGAUGUCACCAAGAUUUCACUUAUGUGCCUCCCAGUAAUAUAUUUUUAUAUGUACUUAUUUUCCCAAAUAAUGAUUCUUUUUCGAGGAACUUAUCAAAAUGGUGCCAGACUAUAAAAGAUGUUAAUUUGACGCACAUAUACAAAGCAUAAUUUUUCUCUUCAGUAGAAAUAAUGGAACACCUACACCAAAACUUUAUGGUCCUUUAUUUGUACUUGCCAUGAUAGAUUAUUGUAUGGUCUAAGAAAUGGAACGAAUUCUUUCUUUUUAUAGAAAGACGGUAGAUUGAUGUACCAACCAGAGCUCGGUAACUGCUAAGAUUAUUUUUCUUCUAACAGAACCAGUCCCCAGCUGAGGAAGGGGUCAGUUUGGUACCAUUCAUAUGUUUCACCUCUUACAUUUGUAUGUAUGAAUAUCAUUUUUUGUAGGCUUGCAUUUGAUUGUCAAGUUGUCAUUUCAUGUUUAUUUGAUGGUAACAAUGCAUGCAUAUUGUAAAGUGCUUACAAAUGCUACUUAGAAAUGAAGCAUAGAUGGGAGGUAUACAAGUGUUAGCAUUUACCCAAAGGUCCCUUUUGGGACGAAUAAAUAUAAGAAAAAAUACGAAAUUGAACAGUGAUCAUAAUACACACUAUGCAUUCUUAAGAUAUUUGUUUUAGCUGUUUCAAGGGACAUUGCAAAGAGAUUUAUUAUGAUUAUGAUUAUGGUAGAUUUAAGAACUCGUCUGACACCUGCCUCCAGGGCCUCACGGUGGUCGUGGAUAUGUGAACUUGAUGGUGUUACUAUGUAAGCUGUAGUUUAUACAUGUGCACUUAUAAUCUAUGAUAUAUAUAUAUAUAUUAAGAUAAGAUUGACUUCUGUACUAAAUCAUAUGUAUGUGGCGUCUCCAAACUGUGCAUACAUAUACUUGUAUAUAUACAUAUAUGCUAGUAUAACCAAGCCUUACCUGCACCAUUACUCCAUCAAUAUCUUAACCUAGCCAGAGAGCGGCGGUUGUACGUCUGUGUAGCUCUAUGUUCUCUUUCAGUGUUUGGUUCUUUUAGAUGCAGCUCCUCCUUACCUGGGGUUAACAUUUUGAUGGAGGAAGACUAGCCCACCUAAGUCUCCCUGGGAUUAUGGUCAAGUGAUACUUAACUGUUGAUUUGUCUUUUUCUACUGGAGAUGGGUUUUAAGGUGUUGCAGUUACUGAGGGAAGAACCUUUACUUCUUUUCCACACGGAAGCAAGGCCCUUUUCUGACUACCUACUUCCAUGAAUCCGAAGAAAAACCACCCUUACUGACAAACUUUAAGAUGAAAGCUUUUGAGGGAACGAGGCGUCAGUUUUUCAGUGAUAUAUAUCCGAGUCAUUUAUUUGAGUAAGAAGUAAUGCUGUUGGAAUUUCGAAUGAAAGAGGGUGCUCUGGUUUGCCAGAUGUGACAGUUGACAUUUGUGUAGAUUUUGCUAUGGUAGCGCUAGCUGAGUGUUUUCAAUACAGGAGGAUCUGUGUAUCCUUCAUGACCUUCAUGAUGACAAACUUAGGUCAGUUUAACCAUAGUCUUCAUACACGAGAAAGAGAUUUAGGUCAUGGUUUUUGUGAGUGUAAUUGAGAAAUGAAUUUGUUUGUUUGAAAAGUCUGAUAUUUGUGCAAAACACCAUUCCUUUGAUAAAUGGUGUAUCUUUCCAUUCUGUGGAGUAAUGCAUUGAAUUACUUUUAAUCUGACGUUAAUAUUGUUUCUUAGAGACUAUAGAGAUUUACCUUUGUCAAAGUCACUUCACUCACUGUACUUCUAAUAAAGAUUUUUUUUUGUAGACAUGCCAAUAUGUGACUCUUUUGUUGAGUAAAAACAAAACUGGAGAGGUUUUUUUUUAAAUUAUAAAAUCAGAUUGAAAGAAAUUUCAUGUUGAAAGUGAUAUUUUCAAAAUCUUAAUUAAGUUGCAUGGUGUGACCAGCAGAGGCAUAAUGUAACGAAUUUUAUAUAUCUUAUAUACCUUCUAUCAAACUUUCUAUGUUUGAUUAAAGAAAAGUUAUUUACAUUAGGUGUAGUGAAACUGUUGGGCAAAUGUUUUUAAAAUCUUCCUGAUAUAUCUAUAAACUUUCCUUUAAAUUAGGAACGUCCUUCGAAGCUGAAAUUGAUUGUAUUUGUUGCAUAUUUAGAAAGACUUUAUGGCGCUGGCUAUCCAAUGAAAGUUACUGAGUAUUUUAAACUUAACUUCAUAUUUGUAUGGUUUUUAUUAUAUUCUUGUGGAUAAUCAAGUCCAACAAUAGAAAAAUCAAGCUUUGGUUAUUUCAAGUUAUGUAUACUAAAUUACGCAUGGUCUUCCUCACUAUAUAUGCGUUCAUAUGCUAAAUUUUUCAAGUUGUGCUUUGUCUCUGCAGAUAAUAUGAAAUUGCCAAAUAAGGGCAAAUAAGAGGAGGAUACAGGAUGGAUAUCUUUCCUGAAUAGUCCUACGUACUGACUACCAAGAAAUGUAUAUGUAAGCAUAUGUCAUCCUUUGUGCUGACUGACGCGGCCUUACAGGAUAUGGAAAAGGUUAUUCAUCUUGCUCUUGUACCAAGAAUGAGUGUUGAAAAUGGCUCUUUUUUUACUCAUUCCCUUACAAAUUAUAUCUGUCUUUAAACGGAUAUGGGCAAGAUAUCAUAUUUCUGAAUUACUCAUUACAUUUCUGUUAUUGCCAUGGGAACGUGAUUUAUAUGAAUAGCAAGCAAGUUGAGGUGUACUUACUACACAAAGUAUAUCUUACUUGCAGUUUUCCAUCUGUAUCAGUGAAUUGUCUUUUCUUUCUCUUUAGGAAGUAAAAUGUGUUCAUUCUACGGAAUCAGGAUUAGGAAGUCAUCAUAUCUUUGAUAGAAUAAAGAUUUUUCCAUUUUCAACUCAUAAUAUCAAGUUGGUCUCUAAUCCUACUCAUUCAUUGACUCAGCCAUUUAACAACCUGCCCUGGUGAGGUAAAGUUCACGUUUGAAGUUUACUCUCCUCGUUCAGUCGUCACGCGUCGUGUCUACGAGAAUGUGUUCUUUCUCUGGUUUAUAACUUUACCUAAAAGUUCCCUUCCUCCCUUCUCUCCUUCCCCACACGGUGAUUUGUACAGCACCCAAUUGAUCUCAAAUAUCUAUGUGAAGGGAGCUAUAUUUUUAAAAGGAAUCUGGUGUCUUUGAGGAUAAUAAAUGAGUAUUGAAGUUCUUUCGAUAAGGGGAAGCCAGGAUUCUUACUUGCUGUGUUAUAAGCAAUUGUUAAUUGUUUAAAGCUGACUUGUAUUCAAUUGAAAGGUUCAAGGAUGACACAUUUGACACAUUAUUGAGGCUCCGUACAACUUGCUUUUACAGUUUAUCCAUUGUAUGUAAAUAGAUCGAUGACGAUGCUGUCACCUUCACGACUAAUCUUUGUGUCAUGCAGUGUCAGGACAAAGCCUUAAUACUUUAGUAAGCAUAGUUGGUUCCCUUUGGAUUACAAUACGGCACUUAAUGGAGGGUGGCACUGCGCUGUUGCAGGAAUGUGAUAACUUGACAUCGUGAUCAAGUAAAAAAAAAAAGUAGUGUUGGUGUCUGUUUGUGUGAAUGUGCAUGUGUCUUUCUGAUGACACAUGCAGUAUAUGCAAACUUAUAAACUGUGUGGACAAACUUGGGUGCUACAGAAUGUCCUACGUAAAACUUUAAAAACUUUAGCCUCAGCUGUGGUGCCUCUCUGUGUAGAUCUUUCCAAAAUGUUACUUAUCAAAUAAAAAAAAAUAUGCAAAAUUCCCAUCAGUACUGAAAUGGAAAUUGGUUAACAUCUUGAACAAAUAUGUAUAUCAUGUGAAAUUUUAUAUGUAGCCUACUGAAUGUUUUUAAGAAAAAAAAUUCCCAGUGGGUUUAUUAAUGCAGGCUCCACUGUUAUCCAAGCAGUUUGCAUUUUUCAGUUAGCUCAAGAAAAUACUAGGAAAAUAAAUAUGACAUAGAAAAGAGACACAUGUCAGCACAGUCCAACUUGACAUUCAACUAAUGACAUUGGGAAACUGGUUGUUUGAUAGUACUUACUAAGCAGAAAAUAAAACCUACACACCUGUAGCCUUUAUAUAAUCAAAUGUCACUACUCUGAUGAAGCAAAUGUGUUUAUUAUAUAAUAACUUGUUUGUUACGAGCGAGAAUAGGGAGUUUUGUUUUUUUAUUUCCAUAAAUGUUUUGUGAGUUUGUAAGCCCUCUCGUGUGCUGCUUUUUAACGUUAUAUUCUAUAUGUUUGCACUACCCUUCAUGUGAUCUUAUGUUCAAGAAAAGAGUUAUGACAAGUCAUGUGUCCUUUUUCUUAUAUUUGGUACUGCUCUCUCUCUCUCUCUCUCUCUCUCUCUCUCUCUCUCUCUCUCUCUCUCUCUCUCUCUCUCUCUCUUGUGUUUCUA
This is a messenger RNA of Macrobrachium nipponense, 9960 nucleotides long. Its product is annotated as transmembrane protein 117-like. Bases 697 to 2865 code for a protein of 722 amino acids. NCBI's taxonomy places the organism in Eukaryota, Metazoa, Arthropoda, Malacostraca, Decapoda, Palaemonidae. Gene Ontology annotation, biological process: intrinsic apoptotic signaling pathway in response to endoplasmic reticulum stress. The record is from RefSeq and is a predicted model, not a curated record. The transcript is spliced from 10 exons.